Messenger RNA from Enterobius vermicularis (human pinworm), 1224 nucleotides. Lineage: Eukaryota; Metazoa; Nematoda; Chromadorea; Rhabditida; Oxyuridae. The record is from the annotation of a GenBank genome assembly.
AUGCUUGGCCGAUUGGUGAACAAAUUUCAACAACAUUCUUUAAGCGACGAGCAAAGUCCAAGUGAUAAUCUUGAUUCAAUGAAUGCUUUAAGUGAGUCUAGAAGAAAUAUGAUCCCAAGUAUGCUUUAUCCGAAUAAUUUUGAUGAUUCGGGGACGGAGUCGGAGAAUGAAGAGGAGCUUGAACAGCUUGAAACGAGUUAUUUGAUGUCUAUAGCUACUGAUGAAAUGCAGUUAGGGCCGAGUCCACCUGUCCUUACAAGCUCACCUCCGCUGAUUAGUGAUUUUGAUACUAACAGAGAAGUAAAGAUAAGCGAGAUAGAUAUGGUUCAGGUCGGACAAAAUAAAUUGCUCGCAGUAGUAGUUGCACCUUUAAUAUUUGUAAGUUGGGACAGUACGGGUUGUGAAUCUGGUAUUGUUGUGCGAGAACAAAGUGAGGAACCAAGUGAUUUGGCGAAUGAUCUUGGAACUCAAAAAUUGUUAUCCGUUCCUCUGGACAACUUGCCGACGUACGCAAUAGAUACGGGUAGCAAAGAAGACACUGUAGCCGCAGGCGGCAGUACAGCGGUUAACUCAGGAACUUUGAUGGUCGGCUCAUUUUCAGUUAAAUAUGGAGCGUUCCGCCCUUUUAGACGACGGGUCAAAGAUCAGGAAAACGGAAGUGCGUCAAAUGAUUUGGUUCCUUCAUUAGCUUUACAAGGCCUUAUUGGAGAGAAACGACGCUACGAUAACAUAAUCCCUAAAUCAGAAGAUGACGUAGAAAACCAGGAUUAUGGAGCGUUCCCACGAGGUGCUUCUGUUGGUUCUGGUAUUCCUCGUGAAACUCUGGUUGCUUGUCGUCGUACACCUGUGAAGUUAAUUAUUUAUAAUCCAGAUGGUGUUCGGAAAAAUACCAAGCAAAUUAACAUUUCUUCAAAAACCGGGACUAACACUCAGAGUGAAUCUCCACCGUUUCGUCCUGUAAAACGCGGUCGACUGAACACAUGCGAAAGACCAUCAUUAGAUUUUGAGAAAAUGCGAGAGCGAAUGAUGACUGACUGGAGCAGCUGUCAUGAUGAUGAUACUGUGGAAGCGGAGAACAGAAUACGGGUGGUUAACGGAGCUAACUUUUUUGAUGAAACAAUUAGUUCUCGACAUCAAGCAUCUGAUAACCGAGGUGACGGCCGCGGUUUUUGUCCUCAUAAUUCAAAUAACCAAUUCGGGUCCAACUUUCUCCCGGAAAAAUAA